This is a messenger RNA of Columba livia (rock pigeon), 3502 nucleotides long. It is a transcript of the gene CCM2L, whose product is annotated as CCM2 like scaffold protein. The record is from RefSeq and is a predicted model, not a curated record. The coding region runs from base 149 to 1867 and encodes 572 amino acids. The transcript is spliced from 10 exons. NCBI's taxonomy places the organism in Eukaryota, Metazoa, Chordata, Aves, Columbiformes, Columbidae. Gene Ontology annotation, biological process: heart morphogenesis.
CCAGGCCAGCCCAGUCCCAGCACCCCCCAGGAGGGGCAGGAACUCACAUCCCGGCCGUCCUGGUGGAGUUUCCGACACAGGAAAAGGCAGCGGCGCCGAGCGGGGCGGUGGGGGUGGCCGUGCUGGGAGGCAGCGCCGCAGCCCCGCCAUGGACAGCGAGGCCAAGAAGGGGAAGAAGGGCUUUGUGUCGCCCAUCAAGAGGCUGGUUUUCCCCAAGGCGGCUCGGCGGCCAGCGCUCCGCAGCAGCGUUUACCGGCGGCCGCUGCACUCGGUGCCUCUCUACCCCCCUGACUACCUGAUCGACCCUCAGAUCCUGCUGCAUGACUAUGUGGAGAAGGAGGCGAAGUUUUUAGGCCACCUGACAUGGGUGACAGCCUCCCUGAACCCCUCCAGCCGGGAUGAGGUGCUGCAGCUGCUGGACACAGCCAGGCAGCUGAAGGAGCUGCCUCUGCAGACGACGCCAGAGCAGGACAGCAUUCUCAGCCUCUCUGCCCGCUGCCUCCUGCUCACCUGGCGCGACAACGAGGAGCUGAUCCUGCGCAUCCCCACCCAUGAGAUUGCCGCAGCAUCCUACCUGCGUGACGAUGCCCUGCACCUCCUCAUCCUCAAAACUGGCCUGGGAGUGGACCCGGUCCCCGCCGGAGCGCACCCCGAGGUGGCCCCGGCCGGCGUGCUGGAGACGUUCCCCGCAGAGAAGCGGCCGGGGGGCUCUUGGCCGGAGGGGGGGCGGCUGGGGGGCCCGAUGGAGCGGCGGCACACCAUCUGCAGCCUGGACUGGCGGGCGGCGCGGGGCGGGCAGGAGGCCCGGCAGGGCGGCAGCCUGGAGCGGCGGCGGGGCGGCAGCUGGGAGCGGCGGCAGCGCGGGCGGCCCUCGGGCAGCUGGGAGCGGCGGCGGCCCGGCGGCGGGAGCUGGGAGCGGCGGCAGCCCGGCGGCGGAAGCUGGGAGCGGCGAAGGGCCGGUACCGGCGGCGGGAGCUGGGAACGCGGCACCGGCUUCGGGAGCUGGGAGCGGCGACACGCCGGCAGCAACCCCCUGGACCCGCAGGAGCCCUGUCCCGACGCCUACUGCAACCUCGUCAUCCUCGCUGUGCCCAACAGGGACGCCGCCGAGGAGUCCUGCGCCCUCAUCUGCCAGGUCUUCCAGAUCAUCUACGGGGACCAGAGCAUCGAGUGCGUGGACCGCGCCGGGUACCACUACACAUCCACGCCCACCCGGCCCUGGCUCUCCAGCAGGAGCGAGAGCUGCCGCACGGACGGGACAUACGGCUAUGACGCCGACUUCAGUUGCUGCAGCUCCUUCAACGGCUCCCAUGAGACCUUUGAAGCAUAUUACAGCGGUACCUCCUCGCCCUCCUUCCACCGGUCCCACCACAGCCUGGCCACCGCCGGCAGCGGCAGUGACCACAGCGGUGCAGGGCUGGAGCAGCUGCAGGACUACAUGGUGACGCUGCGCAGCAAGCUGUCACCACAGGAGAUCCAGCAGUUUGCCCUCCUGCUCCGUGAGUACCGGCUGGGCACACCGGUGCAGGAGUACUGCGGGGAGCUCCUGCGCCUCUACGGGGACCGCAGGAAGUUCCUGCUCCUGGGAAUGAGGCCCUUUAUCCCCGACCAAGACAUCGGGUACUUUGAGACCUUCCUGGAGAGCAUUGGCAUCCGGGAGGGCGGGAUUCUCACCGACAGCUUCGGCCGCAUCAAACGCAGCAUGAGCAACACGUCGGCCUCAGCCGUGCGCAGCUACGACAGCUGGUCCCUGCGCUCCGAGUCCGAAUCCUUCAAUCGCAUGAUCACAGACAUCACCCAUGACAUCGAGGCACUGGCACGGGAUGAAGAAGAAGAAGAGGAGGAGGAAGAGGACAACUACCUGUGAGGGAGUGCUGAAACCCAGCGGUCCCUUCCUCUCUUGCUGACACGAUGCUGCACCUCUAAGUGCAGACUUGCCAGGUGCCCAGCUCUGCCUCAGCGUAUGGGAAGAGGAUGUUGUCCCCUCCUUUGUCACUGCAGGAAGGGGCAGGGGCUCUGCACUGCCCUGGUAGCUCUUGAUAGGGCUGAAGCACCGCUGGGUGACUGUGGCUGUGGGGGAGCCCCUGGCCAGCAAUGGUAUGUGCUGUAAAUUCUGCAGAUGGCAAUUAAACGCUGGUGCCGGGAGAAGAGCAGGUUCCUCCCCAAGGAAAGGUCAUGCUGGGGUGGGGGUGCUGCUGAAGCUGGGGUGGGAGGACUGCUCACAGCCCUGCCAGGCACUGUGCCACUGCUGGGCUGGGAACCCUGCCCACCCCAGUGCCACAUACAGGUCGCUCUGGAAGUGGGAGAGCUCCCGGCUGUGCCGGGCUGGCCCUGAGGGACAUUCCUGGCAGUGUGGGACCCCGGGGAGCUCAGAGCAACGUGCAGGACCUCUGUGGUGAGACGGGGCGGCUGGUGGGCACAGCUGACGCGCUGCUGCCUGUGCUGCCAGCCUGAGUGCACGGGGGGAGCAGCAGAGAAGGCUGAUCCUGCCAGGGGAGCACCCGAGGGCCCCGUAGCCCCGGGGAUGCUCCGAGCAGGGGCUGCCGAUGCAGCGUCCCUCGUCCUGCUGCCGAGUGCUGGGAGCUGGGGGACGCUGAGACACAGGCCAUGCCGUGGCAGCUGUCCCCUGUCCCCGUGAGCGACGUCCCUGCGACACUCGGCCGGCUGCGGGUGUUUCACAAAAGGAAGUUCCUGCCCCAGGACUCGCUUCCUGCAGCGCUGCCCUCCCGCUCCGAGGGACAGACUGCGCUCCGCGAGGUGGCUGUCCCAUGGUCACUGUCCCCCGGUCAAUGUCCUCCAGCUACUGUCCCUCGACAGGGGCUGCAGGACAGCGCUGCAACCCCCAGGCUGGUGUGUGGGCAGGCGAAUGCCGGGGCUACUGGUAGCAAUUUAUUUAUUUAAUUAAAAAAAUUACGUAUGCAAAUCCUCAUGCAGGCGAGACGGGCUGCACAGCGGGGCUGCGGAAGCCACAGGUCGCUUUGCUGCUGCCGUCCCUGUCCCAAAUUCAGGGGUGUUCUGGAGAGCAAAGGCGGGAGCACAGUGGGGCUGGGAGGGGACGCGAGAGACCCUUUGGCACAGGAACACCAGGGCCAAGAGCGACACAGCAAAGCCCAUGGCCCUCCUGGGCCCCCGUGGCCUUUCACAACUGUGCCCUGCACCCCCCAUGCCCCGCACCCCGUCCAGGGGCAGCGCUCGGGGAUUUCCUCUUUUCAUCUCGCCCCGCGGCCACUCAGGGCUCGCCCCACCACCCCCAUCACCGCCCACGGCCCCGCACCGGGCGGGGAAACAGCCCCGGGGCCGCUCUGCGUCCCAAAAGCCCCCGGGGCUCGCGGGGGCAGCGGGUGAAAGGCCCUGGUACCCAUCGGGAGAGUGUAAAAGCCACCCUGAUGGCAUCGGGGUCCUCGCGGAGCCGCGCUGGGAUGUCCCUGCGGGCAGCACGGGUGUCCUUGUUGUUGCUGCCUUUGGUACACGGGGGUCCCGUUCAGUCGGGGAUGGUCCCGUU